Messenger RNA from Eriocheir sinensis (Chinese mitten crab), 6821 nucleotides. Its product is annotated as WSCD family member AGAP003962-like. The coding region runs from base 146 to 1828 and encodes 560 amino acids. NCBI's taxonomy places the organism in Eukaryota, Metazoa, Arthropoda, Malacostraca, Decapoda, Varunidae. The transcript is spliced from 10 exons. Gene Ontology annotation, molecular function: sulfotransferase activity. The record is from RefSeq and is a predicted model, not a curated record.
UACCACAGUGGAGGGAAGUUGUGUGUAACCUCCUCCUCCUCCUCCUCUUCCUCUUCUCCUCCUCCUCCUCCUCCUCUUCGUCCCCCGGCUUGAGGAAGGGAGGGGGGGCGGGGUGCUAAGAUACCCUCAAUAAGGACCCACGAAAAUGGAGACUGGAAUGUACAGUGUUAUGCAGGGGCUGUCAUGGAUGUGCAAGCUGGGGAGAUGUGGGCUGGGGAGAGGGGCGCGGGGGAGCAGGGGGGGGCUGAUCCUCCUGCUAACUGGGGUGUUGCUCUCCCUCCUCCUCCUCGCUCUCACCCCCCACCCCACCCCAGCCGAGCCCCUCCACCGGCUACGAAGAAUUCAUCAGGAGGAGGAAGAUUAUACAGGGGGAAAGGCGCCCCCCCCUGAUAACGCCAAGUCGCCCCCAGUGGAUGCUGCCCCCGCCCGCCCUGUGGUGAAUUCCUUGGGGGGGUUGAGUAAGGACCACAUAUCAGCACCACCACCACCACCACCACCGCCCAGCCUCAGCCAAUCAGCGGCCAAGCCCAGCAACCAAUCACAGCCAUCCUCCGCCUUCAACCGUGACGUCUUGGCUGUGUUUUCGAAGCUCGCCCAAGCCCCCCCACGGACGCACGAGGGUCGAGUUCAGCUGGCGCGGGUGCAGGAGGCGGCCCUGACGGCGCUAAACUAUGGGUACAAGCUGACGAAGGCUCAACAGGCGGUGCUCAACAACCUCAACCCACAGGCGAGGCGGGACUUGGAGGACCGCUUGGCCAAGACGCGGCAGGCCCAGGAUCGCGUUUACCUGUCACACCUGCGGACGAGGGGACAGGUGCUGAAGCGGGCUGGGGGAGGCGAGGAGGUUGUGUCCACCGCUAAGCAAGUUGUACGGUUCCCCAUCAGGUUAAAGAAGAUUCCCCCGGCACAGUGGCCCGACCAGUACAAGCUAUAUUACAACCUGACACACUACCCCUGGGUCAAGAGUGAAGGAUGCAAGAACUUCAGGACCUCUUUUGCACCCCCUGGCAGCCUUCCCCCCCGUGGCCUGGCGUCCUUCCCCUCGUCUGGCAACACUUGGGUCAGGUAUUUAAUAGAGGGAGCCACAGGUAUCUUCACUGGGUCCAUGUAUGAUGACACCUCGCUAAUGAGAAAAGGCCUGUACGGAGAAGGAGUGAUGCAUGACUCUGGAAUGACCAUCGUCCAGAAGAGCCAUGGAUACACCACCGGCGAGGCAAUGACCAUGCAGGAUAAGGGGCAGAGGGCCCAGCACAACCACCUCCAGGAGCUUGGGUACCAGGGCGUGGUGGUCAUCCGGAACCCCUUCAAGGCCCUCAUCUCUCACCGACACCUGGACGUUGGGGGUCACACUGGCUACGCCCCCAAGGCACACUUCCUAGGCCAGGGCUGGGCAGACUUCGUGACACUUAAGGUCCAUCUGUGGCGCGACUUCUACACCGACUGGCUGCGUCUCACCUCCCCUGAGCACACCUACGUCAUGCACUACGAGGACCUGUGCGCCCACCCCGUCGAGGAGAUGCGCGGGGUGCUGCGACACCUCAACAUGCCUGAAGACUCCUCGCGGCUGGCAUGUCUCGGCAAGAACCUGGACGGCAUGUUCAAACGCAAACCGUCAAAGAACUCGCCCCUCAAUUUCGACCCGUUUACGAAAGAGCUUCGAGCGGUGAUUUACGAGUCGAUAAAUGCGGUUGAUCUGGCCUUAAGGGAGAGAGGGAAAUCCGGGUUGCCGGUUCAUAAGUAUGAGAUUUAUGAUGCUAAGGAGGCAGAGGGUAUGGGGUAUGGGCGGACAGUUAGUGGUGGUGGUGGUGGUGGUGUUAGUGGUGGGUAGUGUGUGUCUGUGCAAUGGUGUGUUUGUGGUGGUUUAUGAAAAUGGAAGAAAAAGUGCUUGGAGUGGAGGAAAAGUCUUGGGAGUGGAGGAAAAGUCUUGGGAGUGGAGGAAAAGUCUUGGGAGUGGAGGAAAAGUCUUGGGAGUGAAAGAAAAGUUUUGGGAGUGGAGGAAAAGUCUUGGGAGUGGAGGAAAAGUCUUGGGAGUGGAGGAAAAGUCUUGGGAGUGAAGGAAAAGUCUUGAGAGUGGAGGAAAAGUCUUGGGAGUGAAAGAAAAGUUUUGGGAGUGGAGGAAAAGUCUUGGGAGUGAAGGAAAAGAUUUGGGAGUGGAGGAAAAGUCUUGGGCGUGGAGGAAAAGUCUUGGGAGUGAAGGAAAAGAUUUGGGAGUGGAGGAAAAGUCUUGGGAGUGGAGGAAAAGUCUUGGGAGUGGAGGAAAAGUCUUCAUAUUGGAGGAAAAGAGUUUGGAGUGGAGCAAAAGUCUUGGGAGUGGAGGAAAAGUGUAGAUUUUCCUAUGAGAGAAGAGGGAAAAAAUUUGUGUUCAUAAGGAAAUGGAGGAAAAAGAGGAAAAAUUUUGGACUUCCUAGAAAAUUGGAGGAAAGAUAUUAAUUUUCCUAAGAGAAAGGAGGAAAAAAGAAGGAAAAGAAGGAAAAAGAAAGAAUUAAGAGAAAAGAAGGAAAAUGAGAAAGUGAAUGAAAAAAAGGAGAUAAGAAAAAGAUAAUAAACAAAAAUGAAAAAGAAUGAAAAGAAGGAAAAUGAGAGAAUGAAUGAGAGAAAAGAAGGAAAAUCAGACAGUGAAUGAAAGAAAGAAGGAGACAGAAGAAGGAAAAAUAAUAAAUGAAAAUGAGGAAAAAGAAGGAAAAGAAGGAAAAUGAGAGAAUGAAUGAAAAGAAGAAAGAAAAGAAUGAAGACGAAACAGUGAAUUAAAAGAAGAAAGGAGAUAGAAAUGAAAAAAAAUAAUAAACAAAAAUGAAAAAAGAAUGAAAAGAAGGAAAAUGAGAGAAAAUAAAAGAUAAAGAAAAAUAGGAAAAGGAAAAGCCGCUGAACUUCCCUGUGUGUGAGAACGAGUCUAAUUACACACCAUUAAUUUUCGUAUCAUUAUUAUUACUAUUUUUACUAUUCAACGUUUGCUCAUGAAUUUUACUCCUUUACAACUUAAGGCAGGUCAAAGUUCCACAGUCAGAAUGUCGAUAUAUAUAUAUACUGACCCCUGUUUAUCUAUCUAUCUAUCUAUUUCUCUAUUCUCUAUCCUGUUUCUGUUUGCCAAGUUACAAGAGGAGGAGGAAGGAGAGGAAGAAGGGGAGAGAGAGAGAGAGAGAACGAGAGAGGAGGAGAAGGAAGAAGGAGGAGAAGGAGGAGGAGGAGGAGGAGUUACAUGAGAGAGGAAGAAGGAGAGGAAGGAGGAAAGUUAAGGGAGAGAUUGGUAGAGGAAGAGGAGGAGGAAAGUCAUAUGAGAAAGAAAGGAGAAGGAGAGGAAGAAGGAAAGUGAAGGGAGAGAGAGAGAAGAAGAAGAAGAAGGAAAAAGAGGAGGAGGAGGAGGAGGAGGAGGAGGAGGAGGAGGAAAGAGGUAAAGUCAAGCGCAAACUAUCAUGUCUUCCACAAUCUCCUAAUAUCCUUAACCCAUCUCUAUCCUAUCCAUAUCUCUCCUUAUAUAUCCUACUGAGGCCUUAUCUAUCCUAAUAUACCCUAACCUUACAUAUCCUUAACACUGUAAUGGCUGCCAAGUUACUAAGGGGUCAGUUUUUAUAUAUGGACGUGUGGUAUGUUUAAAGUAAGACUGUGGGGUAAGCUGGGUGUUGUGUGGUGUAGUGUGGCUGGGUCUGGUGUGGCUGGGUAUUGUGUGGCUGGGUCUGGUGUGGCUGGGUGUUGUGUGGCGUAGUGUGGCUGGGUGCAAUUUUGCCAAUACUACCACCACCACCACUGUAUAUAUGUAAAGUCUAACAAGAAAGUAUUAUAUCAAAGUUACGGAGAGCAUGUGAGGUUUCGAGAAGGGUCGUAUUAGAGGCAGAAGUUCAUAUUUUCGACACUUUCCAGCUCUGACGAUAUCUGUUUCCCAAGGCCAUAAAAGAGGUUAGUUGGGUUCUAUUGAGUGUGUUUUGUGUUCAUGGUGAAGAAGCCUUGUCAAGUUAUGGCUAUACUCGUAACACUAGCAAUUGACACACUAACACAACCUCCACCAAAGCCUUGUCAAAUUAUCGCAAGGCUCAUAACACUACCCAUGGACACACUAACACAACCUCCACCAAAGCCUUGUCAAACUAUCACUAGGCUCAUAACACUACCCAUGACCCUAGUGGUAGCUUGACCCUUCCACUGUGCCAUGAACCUAAAGAAACACACAUUUGGCAAGGCUUUCGUAGGAGUUGUGGCCAUUUCCAGGGGUAGUUUCAUGACCCUGGUGGUAGGCUGACCCUUCCUCUGUACCGUGAACCUAAAGAAACACACAUUCGACAAGGCUUUCGUGGGAGUUGUGGCCAUUUCCAGGGGUAGUUUAAUGACCCUGGUGGUAGUGUGACCCUUCCUCUGUACCGUGAACCUAAAGAAACACACAUUCGACAAGGCUUUCGUGGGAGUUGUGGCCAUUUCCAGGGGUAGUUUCAUGACCCUGGUGGUAGUGUGACCCUUCCUCUGUACCGUGAACCUAAAGGAACACUCAUUAGAACCCAACUGACCUCCUUCUUGGCCUUCGAAAGUAGUUGAUGUGAGCGGCGGAGGCAUCUGAGAACAUUGACCUCCUUACUAUACAAAAAAUAGGUCAUGUUGCGCUCCUGUAUUCAUUCUUAAGUUUGAUAGUGAAAAAAAUAAAGUGCAUAUCUAGUUUGUGUACAUAGAUAUUUUUAGUUUGUGAAUAUAGUUUUUAUUUUCAUAGUGUGUAUAUAGAUUGUUUGCCAUUAUUACUGUAUGAGAAAUGACUUACCAGUGUCGAUAUAUAUCCUUUGUGACAGUGAUAUCUUUCUAUAUUUUUCAUAACUAACAAGUACACCAUCUUCUUAGUAAUUUGACCAUGUACCGAAAUUGCCUCUAGUGACCUCUAUUCUUGAUAACCUAAGUAAAACGUCUUCUAAAUAAUUUGACAAGGUGAGGGAAGGAGGAGGAGAGAGAGGAGAGGAAAGGAAGGAGGGAGGUGGAGGGAGAGAUUGGAAUGGAAAGAGAGAGAGAGAGGAGGAGGAGAAAGGGAAGGAAAGGGAAGUAACAUCUCUCUCUCUCUCUCUCUCUCUCUCUCUCUUUCUGGCUAUUUCCCUUAUUUUCCUUCUUAAUAAUUUGACCGGGAGAGAGGAAGAGGAGAGAGAGGAGAGGAGGAGGAGAAAGGGAGGAGAGUAACAUCUACAUUCUCUCUCUCUCUCUCUCUCUCUCUCUCUCUCUCUCUCUCUCUCUCUCAACACACAAUUAUCACAUCUUUCCCUAUUCCCUAUUCAUAAGUCAAACUCACUCCAUUUAUAAUUUGUACAGUUGCAAUUAAAUCCUCAUCCAUUACAAGAACACAUUUUCGGGUACAAGAUAAAUUAAGUAAUCCAUAUAAUCUCCAUUACUAUUAAUAUCAAGUGCCUAUCUAUAUAAUCACUCUUGUGCAUAUAUUUUCCUAGCCAUGACAAGCCUAUAACAUAACCUAGUUUAGCGUGACGAACACCAAAAACAGUUUCUCUAAUGACCGACGGAGUUCAUCGCUCACCUAUAAGAAGACUAUUUCCGAAUCUCUUUUUGGGGGCAGCGAGAGGGGAGGGAAUGGAGAGAAAACAGCGAAAAGAAAUAUAAAAAGGGUUAGAAAUAGGAAAUGACCGUACCUCGAUGAACUAAUGAUGAGGUGGUAUGUGUUUUGUGUUAAUUUUUGAACGCAGUGUUUUGGGUGUUAUUGUAUACGUAAUGAAGGGAAGCAAUGUGUAAGGAGAAGGAAGAAGGAGGAGGAGGAGGAGAAGAAGGACGAGAAGGAAGGAAAGUGAGGAAUAGAAAUUGGCAGAGGAAGAGAGAGAGAAGAAGACGAAGAAGGAAAAGGAGGAGGAGGAGGAGGAGGAAGAGGAGAGAGGAAGAGUGUAAGAAUGAAAAAUGAGAGAAUGAAAAGGAAAAAUAAAAAGAGAGAAAAGGAGGGAGACGAAAGAGAAAGAAAUGAGAGAAAAAGGAAAGAAAGGAGAGAGAGAGAAGGAAGGAAAGUAAAGUAAAAGGGAAUGAAGAGAAUGGAAGAAGAGGAAUAAGAAGGAAGGAAUAGAAGAAAAUGAAGGAGAUUGCCAAAGAAGAAUGAGAAGGUUAAGCAAAGAAGACACAAAGAAAAGAAUGGAAAGAAAAAAAAAGAUACAGGAAAUAGAAGGAAGGAAGAAGGAGGAAGAGGAAGAAGGAAUAGAUGAUGAAGUUGAGGGAAAGACGACAUUAGAUAAGAAUGGAAAGGGAAAAAAAGAUACAGGAAAUAGCAGGAAGGAAGAAGGAGGAAGAGGAAGAAGGAAUAGAUGAAGUUGAGGGAAAGACGACAUUAGAUAAGAAUGGAAAGGGAAAAAAAGAUACAGAAAAUAGAAGGAAGGAAGAGGGAAGGAAGAUAAAGAAGGAAAGAGUAAAGAGGAAGAAAGAAGAGAGGUUGAAGUUGAGGGAAAGAAGACUCCAUCAACCACUCCAUCCCUCUAAGUAAAAAUACCCUUGUGCCUAAACUCAUGACGAAGGUUCAAAACAAUAUUUAAUGGUGAUGUAUCUUGCCUUAUAUAACACACUCUCUCUCUCUCUCUCUCUCUCUCUCUCUCUCUCUCUCUCUCUCUCUCUCCCUUUCUUCCUUUUCCCAUCCACGCCAAUCACAUUUUUGCUUCUCAUCCCAUUUUCCAUCAUCACAUAUUUCCACUUUAUCGCAUUUAUCAUAUUUUCCUCUAUUUUUGAUCUUACUGAAAUGUCCAUGUAAGAAAUUUUGUAAGAGAUGCUCAUAAAGAUGGCAAUGUGUGUGUGUGUGUGUGUGUGUGUGUGUGUGUGUGUGUGUGUGUGCAGCUAUUUAUGGCUUUGUGAUAAUUAAAAAAAAGUGUCAUUUGUCA